Messenger RNA from Temnothorax curvispinosus, 530 nucleotides. RefSeq names its product protein ALP1-like. The record is from RefSeq and is a predicted model, not a curated record. Lineage: Eukaryota; Metazoa; Arthropoda; Insecta; Hymenoptera; Formicidae. The transcript has 3 exons. Bases 5 to 499 code for a protein of 164 amino acids.
UAAAAUGUCAAUCGAUGUUAUUAAAUGGCCAUCCAUACAUAACAUUAAUACUGUCACAGAGAAAUUCAAAAAAAUAUCUGGUCUCAAAGAUGUUGUUGGUGCUAUAGAUGGAACAUACAUUGAAAUUCCAGCACCAUCUGAACCAAACACUCAGUGCUAUCUAACAAGAAAAUGCAGAUAUGCUAUUACCCUACAAGCAAUAUGUAAUACAGAUUUAUCUUUCACUGAUUGUUUCGCUGAAUAUCCUGGAUCUGUGAGUGAUAUCAGAGUUUUCCGCAAUUCAGACUUUUGGCACAAUGUCCACAAAAAUUAUCGUUAUUUUUUCCCCAACGAAGAAUUUAUCAUUGGAGAUAAAGCUUAUCCUAUACGCAAAUGGUGUUUGACAGCCUAUAGAGAUAAUGGCCAUUUGACAGAGAAGGUAGAGAAAACGAUGAAGCUAGAGAGAAUUUGGAAAGGAAUAAAAAUGAGCGGAAUGAAGAUCAUGAUGAUGAAGGUGUAGCAAGACGCAAUUAUAUUGCAAUACAUUUAUA